AUGGACGAAACGCCAGGCCGCUCGUGCUCGUGCAGUGACCGUUUGAAGUCCAGUAGGCUACCCAGUCGUCCGGUCCUGCUUUUCGCCAUCCCCCCCCUCCCCUCCUCCCCCCCUCCCCCCCCCCCCCCCUCUUUCAUUCCCCUUUGCUCCUUCCUCAACUCUCCCCUCCCGUCGCCCAAUCCGCCCCCCACCCAUUCCCCCUCCACCUCCCACCCCUUCCCCGCCCAGCAUCUGCAGCAGUCGCUGGCGGAAGCGCAGCUCCGCCUUGCGCAGGCGGAAGCGUUGCUGCGCGCGCAGGGGGUGGUUCCGCCAUGGGGAGGGGGAAAUGGGGAAGCGGGAGACGAGGACGCGGAGGUCGGAGAGGCGGAGGAAAAGGUAGAUUAUGCGAAAAAGGAGAGCGCGGGAGUAAAGUCUGGUGGGGGAAAUGAGGUGAUUCUCCAAGAGACUACUAGUAGUGGUGGUCUGGAGGAGACUAGUGGGGAAAGGGAUGAGGGGUUGACUCAAGAGGCAGGGCAUGAUGAUGGUGGGGGCGGUGGUGGUGCAGGUGGUGCGGGUGGUGGUGGCGGUGGUGGUGCAGGUGGUGCGGGUGGUGGUGGCGGUGGUGGUGCAGGUGGUGUGGGUGGUGGUGGCGGUGGUGGUGCAGGGAAGGUUAAAGAUGGAGAGGAUUUACAGGGUGGCGGAAGGAGGGGAAAUCGAGGGAGGAAGGUUGGUGGAAAGGGACUGGAGAACUACAGGACUCGACACGUGGCACUGCAGAUCAUGUACCUGGGGUCGAGGUACCUAGGCUUUGCGUCUCAAGGCGUUGCGGGCCCGACUGUAGAAAUGCCUUCCAUUGCUGCAUUCCCUGCUACCUUCCUCCCUGUCCUACUGCCAGGGACGGUUAGUGUGUCAGCUCUGCUGCACACUAAGCUGCUGGUCCUUGCCGCCCCUCCUCUGCUCCCUUUCUUUGAAACGUUUCAGAUGCCUUCCAUUGCUGCAUUCCCUGCUACCUUCCUCCCUGUCCUACUGCCAGGGACGGGCCGGUUAGUAUCAGCUCUGCUACACACGAAGCUGCUGCUCCCUGCCGGCCCUCCUGCUUCCCCACGAGCACCGACGUCCGCCACUGAACCUGCAGCAUCUGCUUCUGCUGUGGACAACGGCAGCGAAAUGGAGUGCGAUGUGACUGUAGCAGAGGGUGACUGCAGCAGCACACCGCUUCAGCAGGGGGGAAGGGGUGUGACUGUAUCGAAUGGUGGUCGCACGCCACUUGGGCAGGGAGAAAAAGAUGUGACUGUAUCGAACGGUCGAUUGGAUGCUAAGCUGCAGCGGAAGCAGAAGAGAGCGGCGAGGCGGAGAGAUGCUGCUUCUACUGAAUGUGAUUAUAACGAAGGUGCUUCUGCUGCUGCUUGCAGUGGAACCGUGACUAAAGGAGGUGUGGUUAUAAUGAAAGACAUUAUGAAGGAUGAAUCGGCAAGAUAUUCCCGAUGUGGGAGGACGGACCGCGGGGUGAACGCCAUUGGGCAGGUCGUUGCACUUCACCUGCGUUCCUCAGUUCGUCCACGUCAGCAACAUCCAGGAAUGACAGCAGCUGACGUGGCUCUUGAAGUCACUGGCAGUGCAACAGCUGCUGCCACUCCAGCAGGCCCAACUGCCAGCCAGAGCAAUGUCACCAGUGGCAGCGUCGCUGUCGACCUGGCAGCAACUGAUGUAGCGAGGAGGUCAGAUGACGUGGCAGGGGAGUCUGCUGACGUGGCAGGCGAGAUUGACUAUGUGGCAUCGCUCAACAGAGCUCUUCCUGAUGACAUCCGUGUGCUGGCAUGGGCUCCUGCCUCUCCUGACUUCAGCGCCAGCUUCCUUUCUACAGUUUCCCUUCAUUCUUUUCCCUGUUCUGUAGACUUCUCUUCUCCAUCUCCUCCUCGUUUCCGCGUCGCAACUUGUUCCCGUAUCCGUUUACCUCUCCAGCGCCUGCUCACCGUCUCUCUGCUCCGUUCAUCACCAGGCCAGGCCAUGCAGCGGGCAGCAGCACUUUUCAAGGGCCGCCACGACUUCCGCAAUUUCUCUCGCAUGGACACAGAAAACAUGCUCUCCCGUUUCCACUUGUGCCCCACGUAUCUGCGCACCUCCCCCAUUCAACACCAGGCCAUGCAGCGGGCAGCAGCGCUCUUCAAGGGCCGCCACGACUUCCGCAAUUUCUGCCGCAUGGAUGCAGAAAAUGUCAAGUCAUUUGAGCGGGACAUCUCGUUUUGCCGCAUUCUGCCCUUCGCCGCGCUGUCGUCACGUGAAGGCACCUUGUGCCGCAUGGGCGCACCAGAGAACGUCAAGUCUUUCCAGCACGACAUCUCUGUGUGCCGGGUUUUGCCCUUUUCCGUGCUCUCAUCCCCUUUUGGGGAAGAGUUUGGUCCAAGCAAGCCAGGUGAAACCCCCGAGCGUCCGUCAGUGUGGGUGCUAGAGGUGGUGGGGACGGCGUUCCUGUGGCACCAGAUUCGGUGUAUGAUGGCCGUGCUGCUCAUGGUGGGGCGUGGGCUGGAGCGACCAGAGGUGGUAUCAGAGCUGCUGCAGGUGAACGGAGGGCCGUUCACCAGGAAGCCGCAGUACGCCCCGCCUGACCCCCACGGGCUGGUGCUGCACCGCUGUUCCUUCCCUGCUUCUCAGAGCUGCUUCCGCAUCCACUCGCCACUCAACUCCCUCCCUCCUUUCCUCCUUCCCUCCCUCUCUUCCUCCCUCCCUCCUUUCCUCCUUCCCUCCCUCUCUUCCUCCCUCCCUCCUUUCAUCCUUCCCUCCCUCUCUUCCUCCCUCCCUCCUCCUUUUCUGUGCCUCUUGGUUUUCAAUACAGGUGGUAUCAGAGCUGCUAGACGUACACGGAGGGCCGUUCACCAGCAAGCCCCAUCAGGAGUAGAGCAGAGGCUGCUCCCCCUCGCUUUUGAGAAUUCUCAAAAGCGUCCCCUGCGUUUGGGUCUACAUCAGUCAGGAGUAGAGCAGAGGCUGCUCCCCCUCGCUUUUGAGAAUUCUCAAAAGCGUCCCCUGCGUUUGGGUCCACAGUCAUCAGUCAGGAGUAGAGCAGAGGCUGCUCCCCCUCGGCUAUGUCCUCACUCCUCCCUCGCCCACCAGAUGCCAAGCGUAGCCACGUGUAGCGAGGUUGUUUUUGAGACGUCUCAAAAAUGCUCCCCCUCGGCUAUGUCCUCACUCCUCCCUCGCCCACCAGAUGCCAAGCGCCUGUUCUGUCAGUCCAUCCGGCAGCAGCUCAAUGCAGCGCUCAUCCGAUGCUCCGUGCUGCAGUCGGCCCUUGAUGUGGCGGAGGCUUCUACUGCUGCUGCUGGGAGUGGGAAGGAGAAGAAGCAGACGCAGCUGCCCCACAUCCCGUUGCACCGAAGGCCUAGAGAACGUGAGUGA
Closterium sp. NIES-65 is the source of this 3369-nucleotide messenger RNA. The record is from the annotation of a GenBank genome assembly. Lineage: Eukaryota; Viridiplantae; Streptophyta; Zygnematophyceae; Desmidiales; Closteriaceae.